Spirometra erinaceieuropaei is the source of this 570-nucleotide messenger RNA. Lineage: Eukaryota; Metazoa; Platyhelminthes; Cestoda; Diphyllobothriidea; Diphyllobothriidae. The record is from the annotation of a GenBank genome assembly.
AUGCCCUUACUCCGCUUAGAGAAAGUUAAUAUUGGCUCGGUGUUUAACCACACAAUUCGUUCCCAAACUCAUUCACUUGCUCCUGUGGAGCGGGAUACACUGGCCGUAAAACGAGGCACAGAAGUCAUGGAACAGACAGGAGUUCCCAGCAUCCAGACUAUACUGAGGAAACUUCAGUUGCGCUGGAACGGCUACCUCGAGAUGGCAAAUGACGAGCGUCUACUAAAACGACUCUUCUACAGAAACGCUACUACGGGUGAUCGUCGACAAAGGGGAGAGACGAUACAUUGUAAGGACACCUUACUGACCUCCCUCAAGGAAUUCAAGUCAAUCCGGACACCUGAAAUGAUCUCACCCAGGAUAGACCGGUCUGGAGAAGAACAGGGAAGACUGGAGCAUCCGUUUACAAAGUCAGUCGAAUCUCCUCCGCCAAAGCCAAAGGAACGGCUCAUAAACUCCGCGAACCCACAACCCAAAAUUCCCACCAAUUCUAACGUGUCCACAACGUCGUCAGACAUUCCGCGCGCGGACCGAUCUCGCCGGACAUCUCCGGGCUCAAUACCACAGUAG